CUGAGCAACGCGGUGUCAAGACAUGGCGGCUUGCUAUGGCCCCACUGCUGGCCAUAGGCCAUGGCCACAGGCUUUACAGGUCAGCCAUGGCCUCGGCACGGCAACACCGCGAAACCAUUCCUGGAGGCUUCAAGAGCGGCAGCAUCUUGCCUCCGUGACGGCGCUGUGCUUUGCUGCAUUUCGCACCUUGAGAAAGAGGAGACCAACUGGCCGUGCUGCUGCAGCCGGGGUUCUCUGGCUGGGACAGGAGGAUCUGGAGGAUCUCAAAAGCACCAGCCAAAUGUCCGAACUUCCAGUGCUACCUGUGGAAGAUGUCUACUUACCAGGUGCACCUGUGACUCUGCAGGUGACGGAUCCGUUAGUCUGCGAGCUUUACGACAACUUGCUCCUGUCUGGUGGGCGUUAUGUGGCAACCGUCCUUUGCAGUGAGGACAGACGGGAGAUGGCAGCCUUUGGAACGCUGCUGUAUUUGGAGGAUUUUCGACAGACUGCUGGGCUCCACGUGGCUGAACACCUGGCCUGCGGCCGUGUACGUCUCAAAGGACCGAUGCAAACCACGGAGGAUGGCUUCGUGCUGCCACAACGCAUGGAGGUGGAACUCCGAGAGGAUCUUGAUGACUCCGAAGCUCAAACUCCAGCAACCCGCUUGGAACCGCAACUUUCACAGCUGGAACGCCUGCGGAAGAAACGUGGAAUCACCAGCGGGCUCAAGGAGACAUUGCACCUGGAACCGCCACUUCCGCGCGAGUUGCAAGCAGUCCAGGGUCUUUGGCAAGUCAAGAGCGGCCUGCGAGUCCGCAUCGACCGAGAUCAGGUGGUGGGUUUAGGCAAGUUGGAGUUGAGUGAUGGACGCCUUGUGGUCAAGCUGGAAAAGCCCUUCACAGCAAGCAUUGAAGGCUCUGAAAGCAUGGCUGAAAGUCUGACUUGGGAUGAUGGUGACGUUUGGCAGAGGUUAGCAGCCCCAGCACCCCAGCAUGCUUCGGCCUAUCAGAAUGCAUUGUGGCGUGCUGCCAGAAACUGGCGUUCAACAGGCACCUUGCGAGCUGAGCUGCGGCGGGGCGAAGCACGAUGGAAAUCAGCUGCUUCCAUGAUCCAAGCAGGUGCUGAGCGCCCUUGGGAUCCAGACAGCAGCUCGAGAGACGAGUGGGAAAGUGCGGCCAACGCAGCCGACUCGGCAGCCAGAGCUGAGAUUUGGGAAGAGGUCCUGAGGCCAUGCCAGCAACUGCUGCAAGCAGAAGUCAUGGCAGAAAGGUUGGAGAUCUUCAGGACCAUGUUGCAGGCAGAGAUCACCCGACUACAGCUGCUUCAAACUCUGGACCCAAAGGAUUGAAAAAAAA
Molecule: messenger RNA, 1337 nt
Organism: Cladocopium goreaui
Lineage: Eukaryota; Dinophyceae; Suessiales; Symbiodiniaceae
Source: the annotation of a GenBank genome assembly